AUGGUGGUUAAUAAAGAGAUCGUUGGAAUAACUGGGGGUAGCGGUUUUCUUGCUCAGCACCUUAUUGCAUACCUCCAAAAUAAUUCAACGGCAACCGUUAGAGAGAUUCGAAUCAUCGAUAGACGACCAUUUAAAAAAUUUCUCGAUUAUCCGUCAAGCAUUCCAAUCAGUAUUUUUAUUUUGGAUAUUUGUAAUAAGGAUGAAUUAUCAAAAUCAUUUGAAUCUUGCACAACUAUCUUUCAUUGUGCUGGAAAGCAAUUUCAAUAUAUUCAUAUAAAUGAGGAUAUCGAUGAACAAUAUAUUCACGACAAUAUUGAUACAACCGAAAACGUCAUCACUGUAAUGAUUGAUCAGAGAAUACGAAAUAUUGUUUAUGUGAGUGAUGCUUAUGCACAUUUACCUCGGUGUGAUAAUUAUGGACAUUCGGAACAAGUUCAUAUUAAUAUACCAGAAAAUUUUAUGCUUGGCUCGUAUGGGGAAUCAAAAGUUCGAGCUGAAUCUUAUGUGAUGAAAUUCGCUCGAAAAAAUAUGAUCAGUGCACUUAUUUUACGCCCGACCUUCAUCUACGGCGAAGGCGAAUCACAUCUUACGUCAACAGCAUUCAAUUUUUGCCAAAAAUUUCAAGGAUUUCCUUACAUAUGUGGGAAUAACCGAGGAAAUCAUCAAUAUAUUUAUGCUGGAAAUAUGGCAGCUAUAAUGGAAAGAUGUAUGAACUGUUUACGAUCUGAUGCAAUGAAAUAUAAUGGCGAAAUUAUUUAUUGCAUUGAUGCAACAUCUUGCAUUCCUUUUCGAGAUUUUAUUAUACCAUAUCUUGAGGCGAGAAAUUUUAAUCCAACUUCUACAAUGUCAUAUAUGAAAGCAUUUCUAAUUACGGCUUUUUAUGAAUUAUUAAAUAAAAUUUAUAUGGAAAAAAGUAUUAACCGACUUACCAUGCAAGCAUUUCAAUUUCUAAACGGUUGGACUGUUGGCUUUUCAAACCGCAAACUACGUUUAUUUCUGGAUUUUAUACCACCUUUCGAACAAAGUGUUGCCAUGAAAAAAUCUGUUGCUUGGCAUAAAGAAAAUAUAAAUCAAGCGAUAGCCAUCGAACGACCAAAAGUGGGAUAA
Dracunculus medinensis (Guinea worm) is the source of this 1107-nucleotide messenger RNA. NCBI's taxonomy places the organism in Eukaryota, Metazoa, Nematoda, Chromadorea, Rhabditida, Dracunculidae. The record is from the annotation of a GenBank genome assembly.